AGAUCGGACAUAUUCAUUUGGCAUAUCUUCUGGGCGUAGGCGCGUAAACGAUAAAGUGACUGCCUGUCAGGGAAGAAGAAUGCACGUGCGAUUGGGAAGAAUGUCGCUCAAUAUGCUUAACGCGGUCAGACCAACAACGUGUACAGCAAACAAUAGAGAUGGUAUCGAGAGUACCAUCACAUCCUCCAAAACAUGGCUUCAGAGGAACCUACCGCAUCUGCGGAUGCAAGUUCAGCAGCUGCUGAUGCUAAAGCAAGACGGGAAGCACGUAAAGCCAGAAUCUUAGGCGCUGGAAAUGAUAGAUUGGCAAGAAUCACAAAGACAGGACGUGGUGGAGAAGCGGAAGCUUUAUACUCAAAUCCACCAAAGCCCCUAGGAGGAAAUGUAAAUGCCAGCAUAGAUGAUGAUGAAGUGCUACAAAGAGCUAAUGCUGCCUUGCUUGGAGGGACGGGAAAUGCAGACGAUGAUCCACAGGAUAUCGAUAUCUCACAACACCAAUCAGCACAGACGAAUCCAUUCUUGGCUAUGAUGCAACAACAGCAACAAGCAGGUGCAGGAGGACAAGCAGAUCAAGCAGGUAUGCCACAAGAUCUGCAAGGUAUGAUGCGUGCUAUGCAAGAAGCUAUGAUGAAUGCAUCACAAGGACAGCCAGGGCAACCCGGACAAGGACCAGGUGGUCCACCACAAUCACCUUUUCCGUUUGGUCCAGGUGCUGCUACAGCUCAACAAGUUCCUGCCGGACCAAGCACAACAGAUGCAAUCUUUAACCUUCUUCGUGUGUUCAUUUUCGCAAUCUUUGGUAUUGCUCUGGUGUACGGUGCUUUGUUCGGACGGCAUGCAGAUGCUAAACAAACGGUCACAGAACAUGCAACGGAACAAAUCUUGGAUAAAUUCGCUCACAUGUCUUCUCUGCACAGAUGGGCUCGUCUGGCGUACGAAAGACCGGCACAAUGGGAAGCAAAGUACUUCAGCAUGGAAAGCUUUGGAUUACCGAUUCCUGAGGGAAUUCCUGUGUUUUGGCUUUUUAUUACGUUGGAAAUUGGAUUACAGAGUAUGCGAAUCAUGCUGCAAAGAAGAAGACCAGCUCCACCAGGAUUUUUGCUAAAGGUUGCAUCCUUUAUUCCAAACGCAAACAUCCAGCUUUUGAUUCGCACACUAGCAUCGUAUCUACCACUUUUAGAUGCAUUCAUCAACGACAUUGCCGUUGUCGUCUUUACGAUCGGAUGUGCUAUCCUCUUUGCUUCUUGGAAGGUUGGCUUAGAUCCAAUCUUGGCACCAUCAGAUGCUACAAUGCCUCAAGGGAUUCUCGCCAGCGGAAUUCAGAAUAUUGCAGAUGCUGCCAAUGCUGUAGUCAGUGAAACUGUUCAUGCUGUGCCUGAUAUCAUCAAUCCAGCAGGACCUCCCAUGUAAAUUUAAUAACAGAUAAAUUGCAAAUUUUACAGGUA
Meira miltonrushii is the source of this 1445-nucleotide messenger RNA. RefSeq lists its product as uncharacterized. Bases 193 to 1410 code for a protein of 405 amino acids. NCBI's taxonomy places the organism in Eukaryota, Fungi, Basidiomycota, Exobasidiomycetes, Exobasidiales, Brachybasidiaceae. The transcript has a single exon. The record is from RefSeq and is a predicted model, not a curated record. Gene Ontology annotation, biological process: retrograde vesicle-mediated transport, Golgi to endoplasmic reticulum.